AUGAGGAUAUUUUCUGGAAUCCAGCCAACAGGAACUAUGCACAUUGGGAACUACCUAGGAGCAAUCAAAAAUUGGGUUUCACUUCAGGAGGAAAGUGAAGGUGCUGUGAUAUAUAGCAUUGUAGACCUGCACUCCCUUACACUCCCUCAAGAUCCUGCUAGUCUGCAACAAAGUAUCAGAAAUAUGGCAAUUUAUCUUCUGGCUUGUGGAGUUGAUCCAGUAAAAAGCAUCCUCUUCCAGCAGUCUCAGGUAAGCCUAUAUGAUUAAAGAUUUCAGAGCACCAAUUUUAACACUCAGUCUAACGUUAACUAGAUGGCCCUGUUAUGACAGGGACUACACUGUACAUCAGAGGUACCUCUGAAACUAUCGUACGUAUUCUACAAAUUACCUUACAACAUGCACGUUGCACGCAAACCGAUAACCACUUUACGACAUCUUCUUACUAAUGUCAAGAACAAAGACAGACUGGAGGACAGACAGGGAGCAGUACUAUACAAGAUCAAAUGCUGCGACUGCCAGGCUACUUACAUUGGUGAGACUGGCAGAAACCUUAGCACACGACUGACUGAACACAAAUGAGUGACAAGAAAUGGUGAUGUCAACUGUCACAUCGCUGAGCACCAUUUACAAACGAAACAUCAAAUCGACUUGGACUCUGCAACAUGCAUAACAUAUUCUACAGACUACUAUCAAUGACUCACUUUAGAAAGCUGGUUUACAAACUUAGAACAAAUGCCACUGAAUUGCAGUCAACAAUUUAUUACCAGCACCGUACAAAUGACUUAUUGACGGACUCAAACAAAACUGACAAUGACAGAAUGACUGAUGAGCAACAAUUUGACUCACAAUAAAUGACUGUCCAACUGUGAAAAAAAGAUGGAUCGAAACGCACCAAUGACAUUUGAGAGUCUUUUUAGCCAAUAACAUCACAGCUUAACUGACAAAUGACCAAUAACACCGUGACUUAAUUGACCAGUCAGGUCAACAACCAGAGUUUAAUACCAUCAACUGACAAGAUACAACUCACUUUGAUUCUGAAGAUGACCACAGCACAGGUUGUUGAAACAUCCGUCACUGUCAACAACAGGAGUAUAUUCACCCAAACAAUCAUACUUAACCUACUUAUGGAAUGACUCUUGAGUUGAGACCUUUCACAUUUUCAUUGUAACUGCUGAGAGCUAUUGUAGGUCAGCUGAAAGUGCAAGCAAAUUCUCAGCUGGUGGAGCAAGAAAAAGGCUUCCAAAUUCUUCUUCUCCCUCUCUCUUAAUGUCAGUUCCCUUGCCUGUAUCUCUGAGAGCUUGCUUUCAAGCUUCUGGCAAUAAUCAUUCAAGCAGUAUUGGGAUACCACUCUAUUCUCUGUGUGCUUCAAUACAAUACAUUAAUCUCAGAAUUCUCCCUACACUGUAAUUUCUCCUCCCAGACAUUAAAAAAGAUACUUCUGUCAAUGCAGAUAAUCAUUAGUUUCAGAGCCUUUAAAGAUUACAUUGCCCACCAUCUAUUUAGGGCUUAAAACACUUGAAUUCCAGCUUGUCAUUUUGGCAAGCAGCUCUCACAUUUAACUUCAACCUGGGGCCACUUCCUACUCGUCUUAGUUAAAUGAUUUUGUCAGAGGAUGACUUGGACCCUUGGCCAUUGGAAAAGUAAGUUUCAAAAGUUACUUGGCCUGCAUGAAAGUCCACGUCCCGGACUACCGACCGGAUAGGACGUUCUUCAAGCUCUGCAUCUCUCCUUAUUAUUUUGUUUCAUUGUAUGAAAGGUAUCCCAGCAUGUAGAGUUGGCUUGGAUUUUAGGCUGCAUGGCUCCCACAGGUUUUUUAAAUCGCAUGCACCAGUGGAAGGUAAUGUGUGGCCAUUAUUUCAUUGCUCAUUUAAUGUGACAAAAUGUAAUUUAGGCAAAGUUAAACUUGAACCAAUAAUGCUGGUCAGCAGUUUCUCCAAUUUUGCAUGGGGUGGCCCCUAUGCCCUGAGCGGGCACACCUAACGACUUGUAUACACAGUUGCUUGAUUGAAGUUCACUCAAAGUGUCUUUUGCUAUAUAUAGUUUUUUGUUUCUUGUUUGCCGUUUUAGUGCUGUGUUUCUGCCAGCCCUUCUCCAUAUUUAGUUAGGGGAUUGAUAAGUGUUAGUAGGUAGUUAUUCCACUGAGCAAUUAAGUAUGAUGGUGCCUGGUGGGUGCUGCUCGCAGCAUUGCCAUGGAUACCUCCUUUCUCAUGCUAGAGCAUUGACAUGCACAUGACUUUGUUUUCCAAUUUUUUUUUUCAGACAAAAGGAAAUGAAAACAAGGAACAAAGUUGCUUAGGACUCUAUUCAUACCCUGUUUUAAUGGCAGCCGACAUUCUCCUUUACAAGUAAUCUUGAUCAUUAUGAAUUUGCAAAGUUAGACAUAAUUCUCAUUUUUAUCUGUCAAGUGAGCAUCUAUACCUGCAUGAGUCUUGUGCCUGCCGACUAAAGACAUUGAUCUCUGCCACACAUCAAGGGCACUUUCUCAAGCCUUAACCAAUAUUCAAAUUCAAUUUCCCCAGAUAUUCCAAAAAGGCGCUUAAUGUUGUCUUUGUAUUCUAACAGUAUCACAUUAUGCUAAUAUUGUCGCCUUUUAAAUAGCUUUGGAAGUGCUCAAAGGUCAUCGGAACAUCUUCAGGGUAACGUUCACAAAUCUUUGGAAGUGGGCGGUACAUUUUUGGAGAUCCCAGUCGUCACAAGAUAAAAAUCUCAUGCAUCUGACUCAGAAAAAGUUGGCAGGUAGAACUGAGUGGGAAUUCUGACAGAUAUUAAUUUAUUAACCAUUUACCCAUUUGAAUUUUCUUCAGAGCCACACAUGUUCCAAUUGGAGAAGACCAACUUCAACACCUGGAACUUGCCAGAGAACUUUGCCGACUGUUUAACAGCAAAUAUGGAGUCUUUUUUCCUGUUCCCAAGGCUAUACUAGGUAAAGCAUUAAUUUUUAUGUCUGUUAUCUGUGAACCAGCUAUUUAAGGUGACUCGACCCAGUUUUUUUUUUUUUUUUUUUUUUUUUGAGGGGGGGGGGGUACCAUCCUACUUUGAAGCUCUCUGGUAUCCCCACCUUUACUUUUAUCGUAAGUCUAACACAUAGAAUGGAUAACAUGAUUAUAGAUCAAUCUACAAUAUAACUUAAAAUUUUGGGGGAUCAAAGUAAAUGUCACGUGGUUAUAAUGCCACGCCCCUUUGAGGUCUGAGUCGAAAAUCUGCUGUUGCCGCCAUUUUUUCGUGAAAAUCUCUCUGCUACACAUAGUGCGCAUUAGUGCCUUGCGCUGAACAGAGUUUCACCAAAAUCGCGAAGACCCAAUUCGAGAAAUUCAGUGGUUUUCAAAUUUAGGUCAUAAUUUAUGCGAAAAUGAUAAGCAAACUUAACACAAUUAUAUCUAAUAAACUAUGAGAUUCAUCCCUUUAUUUUAGGCAUCGUUAUAACAGAUGGGUCCUUGCAAGUUAGCAAAACGCUUUAGGGCCUUGUAACUGCGCGCGAUUUCGAGCAAAGCAAACAUAUAGAAACUAUAGUUUUCGCUAUCUGUUGAUGUUUGUCAGCAUUUAAGAGUUCUUGUCACGAAAAAAGCAUUUUCUUAAAAAUUCGUACUUUUUUUUCCUUCAAAUUUUUCCAGGGCCACAAUUGAUUAACUAACUACCCGGACUCUGAAUUUCAUGGUCAUUGAAAAACUGUGACAUUAUCUUCUAUAAGCCCAAACUUGAGUAAACAUUGAAGAUUUUUAGCAUUUUGGCUGAGUUUGUGCUUUGGGAGUUGUCUAUUGUUUCUAGUCUGUCAUUAUACAGCAUUCUUGUUCAGCACGCGUACAUUGACCGGGCUUGGCUGACUUCCGAAUGCUCACCGAGAUAUGAUAAUUUUGGUACAAUGAGACAGGCCAUCAUGUGAUACAUAGAGGUUUAACUCACAAUUUUUAAUCAAUUCUCGUGCUUCUUGUGCCUUUGCGAAAAAAUCAAGAAGUGCUACACACUAAAUCUACUUACUAUUAAAAAAAUAUCAUUUUUCCAUAGGUUUAAUCCAAGCCAACUCCCGUCACGAGUUGGUUUAAUUAUUAAACCAACUCGUGACAGGAAUCCCUUCUAUUUUCUCAUGAAUACUAAAUUAUCAUAUCUCGGUGAGCAUUCAGAAGCCAGCCAAGCGCAGUUAUUGCACGCGUGCUGAACAAGAAUGCUGUAUAAUGACAGACUAGAAACAAUAGACAACUCCCAAAGCACAAACUCAGCCAAAAUGCUAAAAAUCUUCAAUGUUUACUCAAGUUUGGGCUUAUAGAAGAUAAUGUCACAGUUUUUCAAUGACCAUGAAAUUCAGAGUCCGGGUAGUUAGUUAAUCAAUUGUGACCCUGAAAAAAUUUGAAGGGAAAAAAACUACGAAUUUUUGAGAAAAUGCUUUUUUCGUGAGAAGAACUCUUAAACGCUGACAAACGUCAACAAAUAGCUAACACUAUAAUUUCUAUAUGUUUGCUUUGCUCGAAAUUGUGCGCAUUUACAAGGCCCUAAAGCUUUUUGCUGACUUGCAAGGACCCAUCUGUUAUAACGAUCCCCAAAAUAAAGGGAUAAGUCACAUAGUUUAUUAGAUAUAAUCUUGUUAAGUUUGCUUAUCAUUUUCGCAUAAAUUAUGACCUAAAUUUGGAAACCGCUGUCAAAUUUUUUGAAUUGGGUCUUUGUGAUUUUGGUGAAAAACUCUUUUCAGCACAAGGCACUAAUGCGCACUAUGUGUAGCCGAGAGAUUUUCACGAAAAAAUGGCGGCAACAGCAGAUUUUCGACUCAGACCUCAAAGGGGCGUGGCAUUAUAACCACAUGACAUUUACUUCGAUCGCCAAAAAUUUUAUGUUAUAUUGUAGAUUGAUCUAUAUUUUAUCCAUUCUGUGUGUUAGACUUGCGAUAAAAGUAAAGGUGGGGAUACCAGAGAGCUUCAAAGUAGGAUGGUACCCCUCCCAAAAAAACUGGGUCGAGUCACCUUAAUGAGAAUGCUCAGGUCCUGUGUCUGACAGGAAAUGAUUUGUGUGAGAAAACAGCUGUGGCCAGCCUGUAGCACACGUGUGAAACCAAGCUUUGCCGUGCUACAUGAUUAAGUAAAACUUGACGUCAGAGACCAAAUCGUGCUAUAGUUGUGCUAGAGUCAUGCUGAACUCGAACCAGCUUAAAACAGCGGUAGCAUGAUGUUUGACUUAGGCCUGAAAGUGUUGUGAUGCUACCACUGGUUUCCCCGCAAACUGGAAACGAGUGCAGAAAUUCCAUACUGACUACGUGUCACUACUCAGAUAUGGGUAGUGCUUCUGAUUGGUUGAAGCAAAUUUCCCUCACAGUACCAUUAUUUUCUGCUUCUUUCUUGCAGGUAACUUUAAACGUGUGAUGAGCCUUAGAGAUGCCACAACAAAAAUGAGUAAAUCAGAUCCCCAGGAAGUGUCCAGGAUUGAAUUGUCAGAUUCACCAGAUAUCAUAAAGACAAAGAUACAAAAAGCAACAACAGACUCUGAAAAACACAUCAGUUAUGAUCCACAAAACAGACCAGAAAUGUCAAAUCUUAUAAACAUUUAUGCGGAAUUUAGUGGCUUGUCACAUCAACAAGUCUGCGACAGAUAUCAAAACAUGGAGAAGUGCAAAAAAGCUUUCAAAGCAGACUUGACAGAGUUAAUAGCAUCCAAGCUCAGCUUUGUACGAGAUAACAUAAGCAAAAUUCAACAGGAUGAGAGCUAUGUUGACAGUGUUCUGAGUACUGGGGCUCUCAGAGCACGAAACAUUGCUGAAGCGAACUUGCAAGAAAUUAAGCAUAUGAUCGGCCUUAGAUAGCCGGGUAUUAAUUUUUUUCUGUGUCACUGAUUUCUAGUGCUCAUUAUGAUGGUUAUAGUUUGGGCCAUCAUUGACAUUCCUAAUUAAUUACUAAUGUCAUCUCCGCCAAUCAGUAUUUCGCAUCGACUUAUUCGAGACGUAGGUUCAGGUUCUCCUUCCUUUUCCCGCCCCGCCGCCAGAGCGCCCCGGAGAACUUGCUCGCAAGCUACUCCAGCACUAACAUUGUCACUAGGUUUUUACAAAAAUUGGGGCAAAAUGUUGGGUUAGGAGAGGGUAGGGUACGUGAGCAGUUACUCAGAAUCGUACAGUGAACCACAGUCUCUUUCUAAUAUUACGAAAAAAAUUUCCACUUACU
This is a messenger RNA of Porites lobata, 6137 nucleotides long. The record is from the annotation of a GenBank genome assembly. Lineage: Eukaryota; Metazoa; Cnidaria; Anthozoa; Scleractinia; Poritidae.